Molecule: messenger RNA, 294 nt
Organism: Purpureocillium lilacinum
Lineage: Eukaryota; Fungi; Ascomycota; Sordariomycetes; Hypocreales; Ophiocordycipitaceae
Biological process (GO): G protein-coupled receptor signaling pathway
Cellular component (GO): heterotrimeric G-protein complex
Molecular function (GO): G-protein beta-subunit binding
Source: RefSeq, a predicted model, not a curated record
AUGCCGGAGACCAGGCCCGCCGCGAACCUCAACGGGACCCCGUAUCGCAACGUGCCGUUGUCGAGGGAGGCAAGGGCGCCGCUGCAGCUGAAGCGCAUCGAGAGCCACAACCUCCGCCAGCAGGAGGAGCUGAGCAGGGAGCGUGUCCCCGUCAGCGUGGCCGCCAUGAGCAUCGUCAAGUACUGCAACGAGACAAAAGACUACAUGGUGCCGUCGGUCUGGGGCAGGAUCCCGCGGGACGAGGAUCCGUACGCGACGAAGCAAUCCAACGGCGGCUGCUGUACCGCCAUGUAG